Messenger RNA from Hibiscus syriacus, 1431 nucleotides. RefSeq names its product putative lipase ROG1. The record is from RefSeq and is a predicted model, not a curated record. Lineage: Eukaryota; Viridiplantae; Streptophyta; Magnoliopsida; Malvales; Malvaceae.
UAUUUGUAUUCACUCCUUUUAUUUCGCAGCAACGGAAUCUAAUACCCCCUUCUUUCCAUCCUUCACUUAAAAUCCAGCUUAAUUAUCUACUGUCUCUCCAUAUAUAUUUUCUUUUUUUGGUUUUGUUCUUUUAUCUCUGUAUUUUUAGCUUCAAUGACGGAAAUUGAGGAAAUUCUAGAAAAGUGCAAGAGAAGGAAAUUAUCGAUGCAAAAGAGAUGAACGAUGAAAACAAGAAUAAUAAUACAAACAGGGCCAAGAAGCUGUCUCAGAAGAAACAGAAGAAGAAGAGAAGAUCACCGAGUUUUGCUAGAUUUGGAUGCUUGAAAGUGGAAACUGGCGAGGAUGGCGUUGUUAUGGAAGUCCAGUUUUCAGAAGAGCGUAACCAUCCUUCUCAUCUCGUUGUCAUGGUUAAUGGCCUCAUUGGCAGUGCUCAAAACUGGAGAUUUGCAGCAAAGCAGUUUUUGAAGAAGUACCCGGAAGAUGUUAUUGUUCAUUGCAGUGAGCGCAAUUCUUUAAUGUUGACAUUUGAUGGUGUGGAUGUACAGGGCGACAGGUUAGCGGAGGAGGUUAAAUCUGUUAUAAGCCGUCACCCAAGUGUUCAGAAGAUUUCUUUUGUUGGUCAUUCAUUAGGUGGCCUUGUAGCAAGGUACGCAAUUGCACGGCUUUUUGAACAAGAUCCCAGUGAAGAAAAUUCUCAGACAACUGGAGAUUGUACAAAUGAUCAUUUGGGAGAUUCAUUGCCUGAAGGGAAACUCAAAGGUAACAUUGCUGGACUAGAGCCAAUGAAUUUCAUAACUCUCGCAAGUCCGCACCUUGGUUCUCGGUGGCAUAGACAGGUUCCAUUGUUUCAUGGCUCCCAUGUGCUGGAAAAAGUUGCAGCUCGCACAUCAUGGUUUCUUGGUAGAACUGGGAAACAUUUGUUUUUGACCGAUGGAAAAGAUGGAAAACCUCCUAUUCUUCUGCGGAUGGCCAGUGAUUGUGAAGAUCUUAAAUUUAUGUCUGCUUUGCAGUCCUUCAGGCGUCGCGUUGUUUAUGCAAAUGCAAGUUUUGAUCAUAUUGUUGGGUGGAGUACCUCUUCCUUAAGGCGUCGAGAUGAGCUUCCAGAGAUUAAACAUAUUCCAAGAGGUGACAAAUACCCACACGUUGUAAAUGUGGAGACAGGAAAGACUGAUACUCUUGAUGAAGUCCCUUACGAGGCCAAAAUCAAUGGAACUGAGAAGAUGAACAUGGAAGAGGAAAUGAUCAGAGGUUUAACAAAAAUGAGCUGGGAACGUGUUGAUGUAUACUUCAAAGGAAGCAAACAAAGACUUCUUGCACACCUUGCCAUUCAGGUGAGAAACUCUUGGUUUAAUUCUGAUGGAGCUGAUGUAGUCCAACACAUGAUCGACAAUUUUCUAUUGUAAAGGUUGCCGAUUUGUUUUUAUUACUAUA